Molecule: messenger RNA, 11212 nt
Organism: Brassica napus (rape)
Lineage: Eukaryota; Viridiplantae; Streptophyta; Magnoliopsida; Brassicales; Brassicaceae
Product: copia protein
Exons: 6
Coding region: 7939-10194 (751 amino acids)
Source: RefSeq, a predicted model, not a curated record
GGUGGACAAGGAAAUCCUGCUCUAGCCAAUGAAGCUACAGCAAUCGCCAUCAGUGUCUUGACACAAAACAUUGAUUGCUUUAAGCAAUGGGAUGUUCUCUACAUGGAGAAUCUUGAAGCUAGCGUUUCUCUUCUUAAAAAGCUUGUGGACGAAUGGAAAGUUCAUUCCCUCAAACUAUCAUCAUCACCGAGUGAUACUCUCACUCUCAAGCAUGCUAUGAAUAGCUUCAAGAUGAAGCUGGUACUCAUCCUGCUCCCCCUGAAGGAGAAAACUUUGUUCUUCAAGCUUGGAGGCUUCCUCUCGACCGUCGCCAAGUGAACAUCUUGGUUGGUGAAACCGUACUUCGAUGCAGCAGUCUUUGGAGAAACAUGUCGGGGAGUGCAGCUGACGAAUCCUUUGCGGCUUAUCAGGAGGCGGCCAAGGUGAUGUCCGCGAAGAAGGGAUCUGCCAGUAAGACGGCGUCUGGAGAGAUGAAAGCACCGGACUCGUUCUGGAACUCGGGACUUUGGUGCGACUUCCAUCGCGAUCAUGGCCACAAAACCGAAGACUGCAUCGCCCUAAGGAUCGAGGUCAACGAACUACUCCAAAAGGGGCAUCUCCGAGAAUUCCUCUUAGAAAAAGCCAAGGCCCACCUCAGCAAAGAGAUAGCAGGGAAAUCCAAAGGAGCUGCACCAUCCUCACCACCUCGCCAAGAUCGGGUGAUUCAUGUCAUAUCUGGGGGCUCAGAAGUAAGCGGAGUGAGCCAUGCAGCUGCAAAGAAAAGCACCCGUAAUGCUAAGCAUGGUCUGUAAAUGACCCAAUCAAAGCGCCUACUUCUAGGCACCGACGAGAUAAACUUCACAGCCAAGGAACAAGAGAAGGUCCUAGCUCCCCACCAUGACGCCCUAGUCAUCUCUCUCACCGUAGGAAACUGCUUGGUGAAAAGGAUACUAGUAGAUAAUGGCAGCUUUAGCAACAUUAUCUUCCAGACAGCGUACCAAGAUCUAGGGUUGGAGGAGAGCGCCCUGACGCGCAGGGUAACUCCACUCAUCGGGUUCAGCGGCGAGGUCAAGCAAACCGCCGGAGAGGUUAUCCUCCCAGUAUACGCUGAAGGGGUCAACAUGUCCACUAAAUUCCUGGUCGUAGACUGCCAACUGGCAUACAAUAUGAUCUUGGGACGACCUUGGAUCCAUGACAUGGGAGCAGUCCCUUCAACCCUCCAUCAGAUGGUGAAGUUCCCUACACCCUGGGGCAUCAGAAUAAUCAGGGGAGAUCAAGAGAACUCUCGGUCCUGCUACCAGACCACUUUGAAGGGGAAGACCAAGGUCUUAUAGCAAUUACAGAGAAGGCCUCAGAUCCCGAACCUUGGGAUCAGAGGUCAAUAAGACAGGUAAUUGGGGGUCGUUCCGGAAAACGCGGACCCUGAAUCAUUUCAAGAACCCGAGGGACCCCCAAAGAACCUAUGUCGACCGCUUCGCAUGGUCUCCUCCAAAACACUUCAAAGUUGCACCUGCUCACAAGAACUAGCUCUCGCAGAACCCUCGUUCCCCACCUCGUAUAAACAAGAUCACCAAGAACUUCAUCAGAUAUCAGCAAGUGAACUCACGAGUAACCAAGUGGGGCAUGAGAACUUCAAGGAGACCCCCUCAGAAGCUACAUCGGGCGAAUCUAGAGCAGAGGGUGCCUCGCAGACGCAGGACGGAGACACUCAGCCAGGUAGGAGACCUCUGAGCCUGGUCGCUCUGGUGGAUGAGUGUGACUACACAUUUCAUGGAAGUGCUGGAAACCUUCAUCAACGGGAGACAGUGGUCCCCGAGCACCAACAACGCGGAGAGCCACAAGGGCUGGGGCAUGAAACGAGUCUCAACCGCGGUCCCUAGACCCAAGAAAGAGGUGGAACCCUACAAAGGAAGGAGGAACCACCCAGCAAGGACACUCGUCCCAAAAGCAAGUCAAACCCCACGAGUCACACAGCAACGAGAGGUAAAACAUGGCCUAACCACCGGGGUACCUCGCAAGCUGAUAUCUUGUACGGUCUCCGGACCAUGAUUUCUAUUAAUUAUUCUAUCUUUUAUUUAAGCAUUAUGUUUUCCUACUCCUAUGUACGCUGAAACCUCUCCGGACAAAGCUUAUAUAAUUAAAUAUUUCCGACUAUAAAAAAGUAGUAGGAAUGCCAUAAUACUUAAAAGGGGCAAACGAGUUGGAUCAGGUCUAAGAGACCCUCGAUCCUGGCCAAUCCUUAAUGAUAAGUGGUACGACCACUCAAAAAUAAAAACGGGUAUGAGACAUAAGGUAGGAAUGGGUCUGCGCAAACCUGAGUAUGCCGUCAACACUACCUAAAACCCCUGUAUAGCCUCAUGCAUAUCGGGGUCCCAAACAAAAAUACCAAAAAUGUGAAAGUACCUGUAUUAAAACACUACGUGCUAGAAUAAUACAGGAGACACGAGGUAUAAUUGCCCUUGAGCAAGUGCAAAAGUUCGGGAGCACCUUAUAAUAUCCUGCUUCUCCAGACGUGGAAAGCAGCGUAAGUCUGGCACUUGGGUUUUCACCCACACCAGCACCCUCUAAGCCUUAUAGUGGCUUUCUGCAGAAAGCAUAUGCAGCACGGGAACUCGACAGUGACCAGCUUCUGAGCGGUAGAAUGCGAUACCCAACAAGUACCGAGAGUGGCCACACCUAGGGUGGCAGAAUGCAAUCCCUUUAAAACCUUAAUUUCGGGUUCUGAUAAAGAACUCCGGGCUCAGAUAGGCCUCAGGGCCAAGAACCUAUUGGUUCCCCAAAAAAGGACCUCAGGGUCCAAAGACCAUGUGUCCAACUCGAGACCUCAGGGUUCAGAACCCACGGGUUCCCUAAGAAGGGACCUCCGGGUCCCAAAAUUAUUAGUAUCCUCCAGGCGACCCAAGGUCCCCUGAGGAGAAUCGACCAAGGGUCCAGAACUCACGGGUUCCCCAAGAAGGGACGUCCGGGUCCCAAAGAUUAUUAAAAUUCUCCAAGGGACCCCAGGGUCCCCAGAGGAGAUCCAGUCAUACGAGACCUACAAGGUCUGAUCAUUCCCAAGAAACCUUGGCACCCCGAAUCCAUGAGUCCCACCACGAUUCAUCAAAAGCCCAGACGACCCAAGUCUUGAAAAAGAUUAUCAAGCAAUCAACAUUUAGCUCAACAAUUAUUCGAUUAUGACUCAAUUUUCAAGGCCUUGGGAUCAUCCUGCAACCUGCAUUCUUCCGAAAGAAGAGACAAUCACAGAAACAAAGGCAAUACGAGUAUCAUCUACGAAAGCCAAAGAUCUCAAAGAAGAGAAGCGAGCAAAACCAAAGAAACUUAUUUCAUGAAGCCGCAACAGGGCUAUUGUUCAAAACAAAAGCAGAGCAGGCCAAGAAAGGCCAUUAUUAUAACAAAAACAAGGGACACGAGUUCAGGUCGAAGACCCCCCAGGCCUCAAAUCUAUGUCCAUUCGUCAGAAAUUUCUGAGGAAUUUUUGACGGAUUUACGAGAAAUAUGAAAUUUUACCAUUCAUCGGUAUUUCGUCGGAAAUUUCCUAGGAAUUUCCGACGAAAUUUCUUUCGUCAGAAAUAAUCGACGAAAUACCGACGAAGAUUACACGAUUUAGGGUAUAGAUUUGGGGUUUAUGUUUUUGUCGGAAAUUCAUCAGAAAUUUCUGACAAAUUUCCGUCGAAAUGAAAAAUUUCCGUAGGAAAUUCGUCAGAAAUUUCCAACGAAUUUUUGACAAACUUAUUCCUAGGAAAUUUCUGACGGAUUACAAAAUUUUUUUAGGAUAUUCAUCACAAAUUUCCGACGAAUUUCCGACGAACAUGAGUUUAGAUAAGCCUGGGCAAUAUAUCCGUAAACCGAACAACCGAUCGGUACCCGGUCCGAUUAAAACGGUUCGAUUCGGUUUCGGAUUUUCUUAAUAAACCAUUCGGUUCGUGAUUUUGGGUUAGAAUGGAUGUCGGCUCGGAUCGGGUAAAAAUCCGACAACCGAAUCAUAACCACCGAAACCCGAUGAAACUCAACUCUAGCCCUUCUUUCUUCCAUUUUCGAAUCGAGAGUAGAUACACCACGAUUAUCUCCGGAAAUCUCAACCAAACCUUUCCAAAAUCUCAACUUGCGUAUCAUGCAAUCUGAAAUCCUUUCCAUUACCCAAAAAUCAAAUAUCCUCAAUGAUUCUAUCGUCGAUUCAAACUCGAAACCCUUAUUUCACGUCAUAUAUAUGUCUCUGCAAAUCCUUAGACUUGAUAAGCCAUUCCAUCUCUUUAGACAGAAAGUAAUCAAUCUGAGGUGCUUAUUUUUCUUCUCAAUACUCGAUGUAUCAUUCAUGCUGCUUUAUUUUUCAAAUUUAAAUUUUGGAUAGAUAAUAUUAUUGGUUUCGGAAUUCGGGUUAUGUCGUGUGAUUUUUAUUCUUAGUGUGAAAAGAAUUGGACAUUAACCUCGAAUUGUGGUUUAGUUAGUUGUUCAGCUGUUCUUGUUUGUAAUGAUGCGUUCUUCAGCUGUUCUUGUUUGUAAUGAUGUGUGUGUAAUGAGGAAUUAUGUGUGUGAUGUUAGUUCUGCAGCUGUUUGGUUCUUAAAGUUGAAAUGAUGUUAGUUCUUCAGUUCUUAAACUUGAACUAAUUAACUUGAAUUAAUGUUAGUUCUUCCGUUCUUAAACUUGAAUUUUGGUUUAGCUCGUAGUUCGUCUCUAGUUUUCAUAUAUUGCAAUGUUAGUUUCAUGUUGGUAGUAGAACUCGUAUUAACUAUUUCAAUGUUAGCUCGUCUCUAUGUUGUUAGUUAAAUAAGUCUAAAGCUAAUACAUGUUUUUUUAUCUUGCAGAUGACAUCCUCAGCUUUCGAUAACCAAGCAACUGAUGUUGAAAUGGAAGGUGAACACCAAGAGUACCAAGAGACAUUUGCGGCUGCAAAUGCAACAUCUGGAGCAUCAUCUCAGGCGCAGAAGGUGAAGAAGAUGGUUGUGCCUAGGUCUACUGUGUGGGAGCAUUUCACCCGAAACAAAGAGAAUCGAAACAAGUGUGUAUGUCACCAUUGCCAGAAGAUCCUUUCAUGUGCAUCCAAGUCAGGAACUUCUAACCUGAAGCAGCAUCUGCAAAUUUGCAAAGAGCACAUAGCGUGGUUAACUUCUCAGAAAAAGAAUCAGCAGCAGAUUGGUAAUGGAGGCAAACUGAAGGCAUCGAAACUGACUGAAACGGUUUUCAAAGAAGCUUGCAACGAGCUGGUGGUGUUAGCAGAAUUGCCACUUUCAUUCAUUGAAAGUACUGCUUUUAAGCACUUCUGCGACAAGGUUUUGACUUUCAAGCCCCACUCAAGAAGGACAUUGACAAGGAACAUUGUGGAGAUGUUUGUGAAAAAGAAAGCAGCGCUGAAGAACUUACUCAUCACGAGUAAACAAAGAGUUUCACUGACAACUGAUAUUUGGGUGCAGAUUAUAUGGUUAUCACUGCACAUUUCAUUGACGAGCAGUGGCAGCUGAAGAAGUUAAUCAUUGGCUUCAAGUAUGUCAUGGAUCACAAAGGUCAGACAAUCUCUAAUGUUCUUUUAGAGUGUUUAUCUGACUGGGGUCUUGAGAGGGUGUUUUGCAUCACAGUAGACAAUGCAACCGCAAAUACUUCUGCUAUUAAGAGGUUUCAUGAGAGCUUUAUUUCCGUUUCCCCUGAUGCUUUUGUAUUAGACGGGAAUUUUUUACACAUGAGGUGUGCGGCUCAUAUUAUAAACUUGAUAGCUAAGGAGGGUUUAGGUGAUUUAAGUGAGAAUGUGUUAGCUAUCAGAAAUGUUGUUCAGUAUGUUAGGUCCUCAACCACUAGGUUAAAUGCCUUUGAUCAGAGAGUCACAAAUGGUAAGAUGACUCGUGAUAGCUUGCCCCUGGAUGUAAAGAUUAGGUGGAAUUUAACUUUCCUUAUGCUAUCUAGAGCAUUACAGUUUAAGGUAGCAUUUGAUAGAAUGGAAGCAGGAGAUAGGCUGUACAAUGACUAUUUUCUAGAGGUAGAUAAUGGGGCUAAAAGGUGGGGACCACCUGAUUCUUGGGACUGGAAAGCAGUUGAGAAGCUUAUCAGGUUUCUGGUCAUAUUUUACAAUAGCACCUUGGUUGUCUCUGCCUCAUCUAAGGUCAAUGAUUUCAAAUGCUAUGGUGAGAUAGUGACAAUUGAGAGAUAUCUCAAUUGAGAGAAAUCUCACUGGUUUAGCUAGUAGCGUUGACUCUGAGUUGAAGUUGAAGGCAUCGGAAAUGCUGCAUAAGUUUUUAAAGUAUUGGGAUGGCAUCAAGGAUGUCAACAAAAUGUUGAUCUUAGCAACCAUCUUCGACCCUACACAGAAGAUGCAUUUCGCGAAGCUCUGUUUCGAGAAGCUGUAUGGGAAAGAUAGCUUCGAGGCUAAGGAAAUGGCAAAGACGGUGAGUGAUCUUCUUACAUCCAUGUUUAAGGAGUACAACAUGCGUUUGAAAGUAGCUUCUGUACAAGCAUCACAGCCAACAGAAGCCUCUGGCGUCUCUGCUCAAGACUCUCAGGAAGAAGGAGUAGAAAGAAUGGAACUGGUGGUUGAGGAUUUCGGUUAUGAAAGGAUGGAUGAUGUGUACAAGGAACUUGUUGCAGAAAAAGGUGAAGACACUAGGGAUGACCUAAAAGUGACACGCUUUGAAGACAUUAUCGGUCGUCUAAAAGCCUAUAAAGAGAGAAUUCAUGAUGAUGAAGAAGAAGGUCAGAGUGAUCAAACCAAACUAAUGUACGCUAAUUCGGAAACACCAAAUACUCAAUCCUAUAGAGAUUAUAGAGGCAGAGGUCGAGGAGGACGCUUCUAUGGUCGAGGUCGAGGUCGCGGAAGAUCUUACAGAGAUAUAGACUACUCAAAGAUUCUGUGUUUUAGGUGUGAUAAACUCGGUCACUUUGCCUCCAGCUGUCCCGACAGAUUGUUAAAACUCCAGGAGGCAUAUGAAACGAAGAGUGAGACGAAGAAUGAUGAUACUCAAGAAGCUGACAAGUUGUUAAUGCACGAAGUAGUGUACCUUAAUGAAAAGAAUGUGAAACCAAAGGAUUUUGAAGCCGAUGCCGACAACAAAAGAGUUUGGUACCUAGACAACGGUGCAAGCAAUCACAUGACAGGUAUGCGAGAUUACUUCAAAAUGAUUGAUGAGAGUGUUACAGGCAAGGUUCGGUUCGGCGAUGACUCAAGAAUCGAUAUUAAAGGCAAAGGAUCUAUUUUAUUUAUGAGUCAAACCGGAGAACAUAAACUACUCGCUGAUGUCUACUUCAUACCGGAUCUCAAAAGCAAUAUCAUCAGUCUUGGACAGGCCACAGAAGCGGGAUGUGAAGUAAGGAUGAAAGAAGAACAUCUUACACUCCAUGAUAAAGAAGGAAAGCUCAUUGUCAAGGCUAGAAGAUCACAGAAUCGACUUUACAAAGUCCUUAUGGACAGUGUUCAUUCCGAGUGCUUUCAACUCGCUGCUCAAAGUGAUUACAGUAGAUGGCACGCACGGUUAGGACAUAUUGGAGCAAACACAAUGAAGUCAAUGAUGAAGAAUCAACUGGCUAUAGGUAUACCAAACAUGAGCAUUGAAAAUGAAACGUGUACAGCCUGCUUACUUGGAAAACAAACAAGGCGUUCGUUCCCAAGUGCAACCUCGUACCGAGCUACCCAAAAACUCGAGCUCAUUCAUGGGGACUUAUGUGGACCCAUUACACCACCUACAGCCGGGAAAAAUAGAUACAUAUUUGUGCUCAUUGAUGAUUACAGUCGAUACAUGUGGUCGAUAUUGCUGCAGGUUAAGAGCCAAGCAUACGAGAAGUUUAAAAGUUUUAAGACAAUGGUGGAAGCUGAGACAGGGGAAUCAAUCAAAACACUCCGAACCGACAGAGGAGGAGAGUUUACAUCGAAUGAAUUCAAGACUUUCUGCGAGGAAACAGGAGUUAACCGACAUCUUACGGCACCCUACUCUCCACAGCAGAACGGAGUAGUUGAACGUCGAAACUGAACGUUGCUAGAGAUGACUAGAAGCAUCAUGAAGCACAUGAAUGUACCAAAUUAUCUAUGGGGAGAAGGAGUUCGACAUUCUACAUACCUUAUAAAUCGAGUAGCAACAAGGACUUUGGUGUCACAAACUCCAUAUGAGGUUUUAAAGGGUAAGAGGCCAAGCAUCGAUCAUCUCCGCGUGUUUGGUUGCUUAGGAUACGCAAAGACAGAUGGCCCACACCUGAGAAAGCUGGAUGACCGGACGAGAACCCUCGUGCACUUAGGCACAGAACCAGGAUCGAAGGCAUACAGGUUACUUGAUCCUGUAACUCGAAAGGUAGUGGUAAGUAGAGAUGUCGUUUUUGAUGAGAACAAAGGAUGGAAGUGGAACACUACAACAAACGAGAACAGUGAGGAAUCGGGUAUGUUCAAGUUAUCUUUGGGUUUGUACGGAAAUAAUGGCUUACGAGAAGAAGAAGAAGAAAUGGAACAAGAACAGAACAACGAUGGUAGUAUGGAAGAAGAAGACAUCGAAGAAGAGGAAGAAAGUCCAUCGGAGACUGAAACAGAGCAAGUACAAGAUCUGCUUAGACGAUCAACAAGGAUAAGCAAGAAACCAGGCUACUUGGAUGACUAUGUAUACCUAGCUGAUGUAGAAGGAGAGAGAUUACUACUUCUCAUAAACGAUGAACCUUGGGAUUUCAGUGAAGCCAUUGAAGAAAAAGUAUGGAAAGAUGCAUGUAAGGAGGAAAUCGCAUCUAUAGUAAAGAAUAAUACUUGGGAACUGGUUGAUCUUCCUCUUGGAGCAAAACCUAUUGGACUUAAGUGGGUCUUUAAGAUCAAACGAAACUCUGAUGGAAGUAUAAGCAAGCAUAAAUCAAGACUAGUGGCUAAAGGAUAUAUUCAGAGACAUGGAAUUGAUUAUGAAGAGGUCUUUGCCCCUGUUGCACGCAUAGAAACUGUACGGUUCAUUAUUGGUCUAGCUGCUUCUAACGAUUGGGAAGUUCAUCACCUAGACGUUAAAACCGCAUUCUUACAUGGUGAUCUCAAAGAGGUCGUGUAUGUCUCUCAACCAGAAGGUUUUGUGAUAGAAGGAAGUGAAAGCAAGGUUUAUAAGCUUAAUAAAGCUUUAUACGGCUUAAAACAAGCUCCUAGAGCUUGGAAUGAGAAACUAAACAAAGUUCUUGGAGAGCUUGAUUUCGUUAAGUGCAGCAAGGAACCUUCUCUGUAUCGAAAGAGAAAGAACCAUGGCCUACUACUUGUGGCAGUAUACGUAGAUGAUCUCCUCAUUACAGGUUCGAAGACAGAGAUGAUUAACGAGUUCAAGGCAGGGAUGUCAAGAAAGUUUGAUAUGAGUGAUCUCGGUCUUCUAACAUACUAUCUUGGAAUCGAGGUGUUUCAAUUUAAUGGUGGAAUCAUGCUGAAGCAGGAAGGUUAUGCAAAGAAAAUUCUAGAAGAAACAAAGAUGGCCGAUUGCAAUGCAGUUCAAAGCCCUAUGGAUGCAGGUUUGAAGUUGUCAAAAGCUCAAGAAGAAAGAAACAUAGAUGAGAAAGAGUAUAGAAGAAUAAUUGGAUGUCUACGUUACCUUCUUCACACCCGACCAGACAUGUCUUACUCAGUUGGUGUGUUGAGUAGGUACAUGCAUGAACCGAAAGAGAGUCAUCAAGCUGCGCUAAAGCAAGUACUCCGGUACUUGAAAGGAACAUUCAGCUAUGGUCUUACAUUCAUGAAGACAAGACAUUCCGAGUUAGUAGGGUACUCAGACAGCUCACAUAACGUGGACAUUGAUGAUGGGAGAAGUACAACUGGUCAUCUCUUCUACUUAAACGAAUGCUUGAUCACAUGGUGCUCAACCAAACAAGAGACUGUUGCUCUAUCUUCAUGUGAAGCCGAGUUCAUGGCAGCCACCGAAGCAGCAAAACAAGCCAUAUGGUUGCAAGAGCUUCUUGCAGAGAUACUCGAGAAAGCAAGUGAAAAGGUGACAAUAAGAUUGGAUAACAAGUCAGCAAUCGCUCUCACAAAGAACCAUGUGUUUCAUGGUCGAAGCAAACAUAUUCACAAGCGUUACCAUUUUAUCCGAGAGUGUGUAGACAAUGGCCAAGUAGAGGUGGAGCACAUCGCAGGUAGCCUGCAGAAAGCUGACAUUUUGACAAAGGCUUUGGGAAGAAUCAAAUUCAAGGAGAUGAGGGAGCUUAUUGGAAUUCAAGAUCUGAAGAAAAUGGAGUUCAAGAUUAAGGGGGAGAAUGUUGAAGUUAAUCUUGAAGAUAACUUGGUUCACAAGUUAAACUAAACUUAUUCGAAAUAGGAAAAUUAUCUUAUCUAAGAGUUAUAUAGAUAAGUUAAGUUUAAAGGAAAAAAGAAUAUCAUAUCUGUAUAUAAGAAGAUGCAAACUUGUUGCAUAACUUGUGAGAUUAGAGAUUGAGUUUGUGAGAGCUUAAGUUUUGAGUUAUUUUCUUAAGCUAAUAAGAAAGAGUUUUCUUAUAUACUUCGUUCUUUAUAUCUUGUGAUUGAAACAAUAUCGACUAUAAAUUUACUUUGCUUGAUUCUAUACAUUAUCUUAAGCAUCACCAUAAUUAUCCAUUGCAAAAGUUCUUAUUUUGUUUAUAUAUUUAUAAAUAACACAUUGCUAAAUAGAGCUUAAGAAUUAUCAUCCUGAUUUUUCUAUUUGCUACUUGUUAUCGAUGACUUUAUUAAACACUGUAUAUAUCUGAAUUCGAAAACUGAAGCUCUUAUGGCGCAUCGUAGUCCACUGAAAUUCGAAAACCAGUAGAUCAGAUCAUUGCAUAUAUAUUGAAAACUGGAAAUUAAUAAUUCCGUCCAGUUUAUAAAAGGCUUUUUACAAAAACCCCUAACCGAACUCAGUUAGCGUAUGCCUGAUUGCCUGUAGUUCAAAUUGAAAAGGUGGGAGGGGGAAUAAAAAUGGGCCCUUAAAAGGCCAUGGACGCUGCAGUCCAUAUCUCCAAAGAAAGUUGAGUAGUAAACGAGUCAUGUGGCUUCAAUGUUUAAUGCCAAGUAAUGGAGCUCACAAGACUACAAUCUACAAACUAAUAUACAAGUUGAAGCGGUAUGAAUCAUAUGAAUGUCUUAUCAAAAUACUUUAUCCUCUUAAGUAUGGGGUCCCAUAUAACCAUGUCCGUCUAUAAUAUCUCUUUUUUUUUGUGAGAAAGGGCAUUAGUCUAUAAUACUUUCAAGAUUUUUGUUAUGCUAAGACCAAUAUAUCAUACUUUACUCACAUAAUUUAUUAUUUAUUCAUGUAUUUGGUAUUCGUAUCAUCUAGAUUCAUGGAAUAUGAUCGGAAUACCUAACGA